GUUGACAGUGAAGACGUCAAUGCGGCUGUGAUACAACUUUAAAAAAAUAAUUUCAAAAUAAAAAUGAUAAUGCAAAUUAUUAUUAUUGCUUUACUGAGUGAGAUCAUAGAUAGACAGCCGCAUUGUAGCUUCAAUUCUCGUUAGUGGAAUUGUCAUUCGAUAAAUUAAUUGUGAUUUGGUAGUUGUCUUUUAAAUUUUGGGGACAAUUAGAUAUUUUGAAUAUUAAGAAACGAUUCCAGUAGUCGAUCCAUAACGAAAGUAGCAUUCUAUGGCACUAAUGUGCCAGUUCCCAACCAAACAACAUAAUUUAGGUUUAUAGCAAACUUUUUAAGUGACUACAUCAGAAACUGAAGUAUGGGUCUUGAAAAUUUAUUGGAAAAUUUAGGGAAGAACUCCCCAGAUGAAAUCAAUGAAGCAGUCAGGGUGCUUUCCAAAAUUGCAGAUAACAUAUUGAAGGAUCCUAAAAAUAGUAAAAUCAGGACUCUCCAAAAGAGCAAUGCAACAAUAUCUAAAAAAAUAUUAGCCUUAAAGGGAGGUGUAGAUUGCUUGAUAAUGAUGGGAUUCAAAGAGAAUGCUACAAACUUCACUAUGCCUUCAAAUACAUCAUUAGAAUCAGUAAUGGAAUUUAGAGAAAUCUUAGUCAGUUGGAACAAUUCCAUUCUUAGAAGUGAAGUCCCAGCUUCACAGGCAGAAAAACAGGCUGAAAUGGAAAUUGCACCUUCUGCAGAAUCUGUUGAGGAAAUUAUUAAGCCAGUUGCUUUGCCUCCAUUAGUACAGACAUAUUCAAAUCCGUUUCUGAGAAGAAUAGAAAUGUACGCCCAUAAUGUACUACAGUAUGAAGAUAAGAAUUUGAGAGGAAGGUGUAGGAAGCUUAUACCCGUCACAUUGUUAGAAUAUAAUGCUCAGGAACGCUUGAGGUCUAUACAGAAGCUCUCGAAAAAAGACAAGUUGCUUGAUGUGGAUGUUUCUUUACAAGAUAUGAUCAUACUAGAACUAUUGUCAUGGUUUAAGAACUAUUUCUUUACAUGGGUCGAUUGUAUGGAGUGUAAGCACUGUGGAGGUGAAACAGCCUUCUCCCAUAUGAGCACCGAUCCAAAGCUUUUGGUUUAUACAGAGCGAAUCGAGCUGCACAGAUGCAGGAGUUGCCACGAAUUUACUCCCUUUCCACGUUACACUGAUUUAAACAUAUUGUUGGAAACUAGAAGAGGACGGUGUGGUGAAUGGGCAAAUACAUUCACGCUAUGUUGCCGAGCUAUGAAUUGGGACGCUAGGUUUGUUGUUGAGGAGAACGAUCAUGUUUGGACGGAAGUUUACUCGAUUACACAAAAACGUUGGCUGCACUGUGAUCCAUGUGAAAAUAUCUGUGAUACACCUUUAAUAUAUGAAACGGGUUGGAAUAAGAACAUAUCAUAUGUGAUUGCAUACUCUGCUGAGGAAGUACAAGACGUUACUUGGCGAUAUUCUAGUAACCAUAAAGAAGUUUUAAAGCGAAGGAAGAAUUGUUUAGAAGCUGAACUGUUAGAUGCCUUAUUAGAAAUUAGGGAUAAAAAGCAAAAAGAAUUAUCUGAAUCGAGGAAGGAAUAUUUAACCAAGAGAAUGCUGAUGGAGGUUGUGGAAUUUUUAGUUGAGAAGAAACCAAAUGAUGUUGAUAAUAAGGGCAGAAUAUCGGGAUCUGCGGCUUGGAAACUGACAAGAGGUGAAAUUCAGAGCGAGGUGAAAUCUCACAUUUGGUCCAUACAUUCCAAUUAUAUAGGCGAUAGUAAAACAGUUACUAUAAAGUAUUGUUGUUCACAAGAUAAAUAUGAAUGCAGUGCUGAUAGUAUAUCAAUCAAUGGAAUGGAUUGGUCUUCGGGAGCAUUUAGUCACGAGUCAGUAUUCAGAAAAGUAGAAGAGGAUUGGAAAAUGGCAUACAUUUGUAGGAAAGAUGGAGAAGAAAAGGGAACUUUAACCUGGAAAUUAGAUGUAGGCAGCAAUCAAAGGGGAUUAAAAAGCCUGGAUGUGUUUUUCGAUUAUACUACUUUCGAAAAUGGAGCAGUAGAUGUAACCAUCUGUUCAGAGCAUGCGUGCUAUAUUUUACCAAAGGUUUUCCAAUUUUAGGAGAAAAGCAAAUCUCUUUAUCAGAGAUGCAAGCUGCAAGAGAGAUAACCAUAACUGCAGUAUUGAAGGGAGGUAAAGGAGACUGUGCGUGGCAGCACGCACAGCUGUUUAGACAACAUUUGGACUCGUCGGAGUAUCCAUUUUCUAUAACUUUAACUUUUGAAUAAUUAAUAGAUAAGAGAUGAAAAAUAGAUGAUUCUACAUGAAUGUAUUCGUUGAGUUUUUACAAAAUUUACAUCUUGUACAUUCAGAUUUUAAACUGGAAAUGUUUUUUUGGGUGGGGUUUUUAGGUGUAAUUUUAUUAUGCUUUAUACCAUUGGAUAAUAAAGAGCAAUGGUUUGAAUCA
This is a messenger RNA of Acanthoscelides obtectus, 2443 nucleotides long. NCBI's taxonomy places the organism in Eukaryota, Metazoa, Arthropoda, Insecta, Coleoptera, Chrysomelidae. The record is from the annotation of a GenBank genome assembly.